Prunus mume (Japanese apricot) is the source of this 3059-nucleotide messenger RNA. The record is from RefSeq and is a predicted model, not a curated record. Lineage: Eukaryota; Viridiplantae; Streptophyta; Magnoliopsida; Rosales; Rosaceae.
GCCUUGAGCAAAACGUGGCAGCAUCCCACAAAUCUUAAAUCCCAUGCAAUACGAUGUUGUCAGAUGGAACUGAAGCAAGCAGCAAGCAAACGACUAAUGAAGAAGACCAAUCAGCAAGAACUGGAACUGAGUGUUUUGUUUUUUUGGAGACGUUGAGACUUUGAGAGAGAUUCAAUUGCUGCAUUUUCACAACCACCACCAAGGCAACAACCAGCUACAAAUAAUCAACCCUAACCAGAGCAAUGGAUCCUUACUUCGAACAGAGACUCAGAGAUGAAGUCAUCUACCUCCACUCUCUCUGGCACCAAGGCCCCCCCACCUCCUCUAACCCUAACACUAACCCUACAAUCAACAACCCCAACCCCAAUUCAUAUCCCAAUCCCACCAACACGUCAAACAGGAAGAGAAACAGGAAGGCAAGAAAUGAAAGAGAAAGGCCCAACAAGAAGAAGCCCUCGCAACCCGACCCGCCUCCACAUUCGGGGCCUCCUUGGCCCUGCUCGACCCCGAUCCAUGACUCCACUCCCGGUGCAUCAUUACCGUGGCCCACGAAGCCCAAUUCGGCUCCGGCAACCCACCGUCCAUCGCCAGAAGAACAAGCGAAACUCGCCGCGCUGAAACUACAACACAAUGCCUUGGACGCUUGCCGUGGAUUGUUUUUGGGCAAUGCCGGGUCGGAUAGCGAGGAAUCCGAAUCCGAACCUGAGGAGGACGAGAGUGGAGAUGGAGAUGACUAUUGGGUUGAGGGUGGUGAGAGUGAAGUGUACAAGGUGUUGUUGAAUGUGUUCGUGGAGAAGAGUGAGCUGAGGAGUUACUAUGAGGUGAAUUAUGAGAAUGGGGAGUUCUAUUGCUUGGUGUGUGGUGGGUUGGGAAAGAACAAGUGGGUGAAGGGCUGUGCUGGCCUUGUUCAGCAUUCGAUUUCGAUAUCCAACACAAAGAAGAAGCGGGCUCAUAGGGCUUUUGCGCAGGUGGUUUGUAGGGUUUUGGGUUGGGAUUUUAACCGGCUGCCCACAAUUGUGCUCAAAGGUGAAAGGCUUGGUCUUUCGUUGGAAAAGCCCGGCCAGGAACGAGGUGAAACUGAGGUAAAUGCUGGUUCCUCUGAGGGUGUUUCGGUUGUUGUUGAAGACAAAGUGGCAGCUGAAAAUGAUGCUAAUGCUGAAUACGAUGAAAAAGAGACAUUUGAUGAACAUCAGAAUAAGGGUAAACUACUAAUGAUUUGUGAGAACUCUCUGAAAUAUGAUGAUACAAAUGAAAGCACAGAAAGGACUGAAAAGGGAAUCCCAGAAAUGGAAGCAAACAAAGAAGCAGUAGAUACUUGGGAUGUGUUCUUUCAGAAUUCUUUCAAAGAUAAUGGUACAAAUAAAAGCUCAGAAAGCAUUGAUAAGGGAAUAUCAGAAACCGGAACAAACAAAGAAGCAGUGGAUACUUCUGAAAUUGAUCAAUCACUGGUCUCAAAGACUGAAUGGCCAUGUAAAGAGUCCAGUGUUUCCUCGUCAACAGUGUUAGGUUGGCCGACCUUUAGUUCUCACUCGGCUUCUGCAACAUGCUCCAUUCCGGUGGAAGAACAAGCAAGGUCUGCUACAUUGUUGUUACAGCAGAAGGCCUUAAAAGAAUGCCAGGAUUUCUUUGCUGGCUACAGUGGUGAAGACAUCAGCGAAGAUGAGGAUGAAGGCGAUUUGAUGGAUGAAGAUGGGUCUGACGAAAGUGAGGAAUUAAAGUUCUUUUCAAAGAUAUUUACAGAUCAUGGCGAGUUAAGGAGUUUUUAUGUCAAUAAUUACGAAAAUGGGGAAUUUUACUGCUUGGUUUGUGGUGGGGUAGGGAAGAAGGUAUGGAAGAGGUUUAAAGGUUGUGUGGCGCUUCUUCAGCACUCCACUGCAAUAUUAAAGACUAGGAAGGUGGCUCAUAGGGCUUAUGGCCGGGUUAUUUUUAAGGUCCUUGGUUUGGAUAUUGGUCAGCCUCCAACUGUUGGGUCUAAAGAUAUACCUCUUGAUGAUGGACCUUUGGCAAAGUCAGACAAUUUGCAGGGUGAACUGGAGGAAAAUGCUGAUGAUCACAAGGAUAAUGUUGUUGUUCUGAAGGAAAACUUGGACUCUGUGAGUGAUCAUAUUGGUGAAACAGUUUCAAAGCAGGAAUAUGAUGUUGUUCAGACUACUAGAACAUCAAAGACAUGUGAGUUGCAGGGUGAAGUGGAGGAAAAUGCUGAUGAUCACAGGGAUAUUGCUGCUGUUUUGAAGAAAAACUUGGACUCUGUGAGUAAUCAUAGUGGUGAAAUAGUUUCAAAGGAGGAAUCUGAUGUUGUCCAGAGUAAUGGAGCAUCAAAGACAUGCGAGCUGUGGGAAAACUUAGACUCUAUGAGUGGUCAUAGUGGUGAAAUAGUUUCGAAGGAGGAAUCUGAUGUUGUCCAGAGUAAUGGAGCGUCAAAGACAUGCAAGCUGCAGGGUGAAUUGGAGGAAAAUGGUGAUGAUCACAAGGCUAAUGCUGUUGUUUCGAAGAAAAGUUUGGGCUCUAUGAGUGGUCAUAAUGGUGAAAUAGUUUCAACAGAGGAAUCUGAUGUUGUUCAGAGUGAUGGAACAUCAAAGACAAGUGAGUUGCAGGGUAAGACUGAGAAAAAUGCGGGUGGUCCCAACGAAGAUUUGAAUGUGUUUAUGGAAAAUUUAGACCCUUUGUGAACAGUGAUAAUAUUGACUGAGUUUCAGGUGACUUUUUCAUGGUUGUGAUAUAUACUUUGCGUCAUAGUAUUACGUUGCUUUUAUGGAACCUUGCAUGACAAGCCUGAGAGAGUUGAGCAUGGUCACAAUCAAGAUUUGGGUAUAUCAUCGAAGAUUCAGACUCAAUUUUUGUUAGUGUUUGACACAUUCUGUUAUCCGUCAGAAUGAUGAAAACAUAAGCAGUCUCUGCGGUUGUGCAAAACUAAAUUCUUAGCUUUUCGUGAAGAAAAGAAGGGAAUGUGAAGUCAUACUUUUAAUUUGCGAUAAGUACUGUAUAGAUAGGGUUCUACUCUUUCAAAGAAGGACAAGCAUCAUUGGAAACAGUAAAUCUAUAAUGAAAUUCUAUCUUGG